AACAUCAGUAAUGCCAGUUGACCUGCGCAUUGUGGCCACACCAGACUACCCGGUAGCUGCAGGUCAACAAGUCCAACUACGCUGCAUAACAAAACCCUUAUCACCAGCUAUUAUGUGGUCCAGGUACAACCUUCAAAAUGGGAGCUGGGAAAAUGUGGGUUUAGGUACGGACCUGGUCCUCACCGAGCCAAAAGAAAGUGGCCGUUACCGGUGUGAGAUCCGCAACGAUUUGAAGAGCAUGAGCCAGAGUCAUAUGGUGUACAUCGUCUACAUGCCAACAAUGGGAGAGAGGUUAGGAAAAGCGGCCUUUGCUCUUUCGGUUCUGAACAUGAUCGCCAUCGUUGCUGGUCUUCUGUGGCUGUGCUGGCACCAAUUUGGUGACCAGCUGAGCGCCUUGAACGCUCCAAAGAAGGAUCUUCCUGCACCUCCGGUGGUGACCCCAAAGGUUUUGCCCCCUUUGAGUGGUUCUGAUGGGGACGUGUACAUGAACUACACAAGCGAUACGCAAGCCUACACUGACCUCAAUCCUUCCCAUGUAGCAGGGGAUGGGUUUUACUCCACUCUGUCGUAGCUGCAGACCUGAGCGGCUGUGGAGGCAAAUAAUCGUUCGGUUGCUAUGGUCAUGCACAGCCCAGCAGCACUGUGUGAACUUCCUUGUUGCACGGUUUCAGAUAGAUUGAUGCCAGCGUGGUUAAAGUCAUCUGCGGUUCCCAUCCAGGUUGGAGAAAAGGUUUUUGUUGAUUUCCUUUUUAAACGGACCGUGCAGUUAUCUCCCAGCUGUCUUUCUGUGUUUUAUUUUUUUUUAAAUCGGUAAAGUAUCUUCAAAUCCACAACAUUGCACAACUGAUAAAAAAGGUCAUAAGAACAUGUUUCCUGUGUAUUUU
This is a messenger RNA of Fundulus heteroclitus (mummichog), 884 nucleotides long. RefSeq lists its product as uncharacterized. The transcript is spliced from 4 exons. The coding region runs from base 11 to 571 and encodes 186 amino acids. NCBI's taxonomy places the organism in Eukaryota, Metazoa, Chordata, Actinopteri, Cyprinodontiformes, Fundulidae. The record is from RefSeq and is a predicted model, not a curated record.